Anthostomella pinea is the source of this 1638-nucleotide messenger RNA. The record is from the annotation of a GenBank genome assembly. Lineage: Eukaryota; Fungi; Ascomycota; Sordariomycetes; Xylariales; Xylariaceae.
AUGGUUCUCCGACCGACCUCCGCGACAAUCCGCAGCUGUUCGGCUGUGAGGACGCAUGCUAUAGCCCCGCGGUUCUAUAGCAUAGCUUCCUUGCAAGGCGCAAGGCCGGGCUAUGUGUGUUCGGCUCAUCUACAAAGUCUCUCACCGCGAAGUCUGAAUGCUUUCGGAAUCUCGCCAACUGCCAGAUCGCAAGCUCGAACAUUCGCAUCCGAACCCUCCAGAGAUUCGAAAUCCGAAGAUCCGAAGACAGCUCAUAAUCAAGAGUCGGAGACCGAUUCUGCUGCGACGGCCGCCUCUUCGAACGAGACCCGUUCGCAAAGACCCGGUGAUUCGUCCUCGUCGACAUCGACAGAACGCUCCGAAUUCGACUGGGAGGAGGAGCCGAACUUCGAUAUCGAAAAGUUCACGGAGCUUCCUUACGCCAAUUUUGGUGUGAAUCAACACAUGAUCAUCGAUAGGGAGUUUAAAGAGGUCCUUCGCCAGCUGUUAUGGAAGUUCAGGGCUCCUAUCCGGUAUGCCUUUGCCUACGGCUCUGGUGUCUUCCCACAAUCGACCGGCGGUGGCAUGGCCUCGGAAGCCGAGAUCAAGGCUGUCCACUCCAAGGCCCCUGUGGCAGUACAGAAGGCCCAGGAUGGGGCUCCCAAGAUGAUCGAUUUCAUCUUUGGUGUUUCACAUACCCAGCAUUGGCACUCGUUGAACCUGACACAGCAUCGCGACCACUAUUCCGCGCUUGGGUCGCUGGGAUCAGGUGCUGUAUCCCACGUACAAGACAAAUGGGGGGCAGGGGUAUACUUCAAUCCCUAUGUCACCGUCGAGGGUAUCUUGAUCAAAUAUGGCGUUGUGAAUCUCGACACGUUGUGCCGCGAUCUCAGCCAGUGGGAUACACUAUACCUGGCUGGACGAUUGCAGAAGCCGGUCAAAAUUUUGCGAGAUGAUCCAAAGGUUCGCCUCUCCAAUCAGAUCAACCUGUUGUCUGCACUGCGAACGGCCCUCCUACUGCUACCUCCAACUUUCUCCGAGCAGGAGCUUUAUGCGACGAUCGCUGGUAUAAGCUACUUGGGCGACCCGCGCAUGGCCUUCCCAACGGAGAACCCCAAGAAGGUCACAAACAUCGUGAAUCACAACAUGCUGAACUUCCGCCGGCUUUAUGCGCCAUUGGUCGAGUCACUCCCCAAUGUUGAUUUCAAGGACCCGGCCUGCAAGAAUCCCGACUGGAUAACGAACACGGACUCGGUAUUGAAGAUUCAGCAGGACAUGGACCCUAUCAAACGGGGCAACAUGGUGCGCCGUCUACCGAAAGCCUUCCGCUCAAAACUGUACUUUGAGUAUCAGAAGAAGUUCCAGAUUCCUCAGCUCGAGUUCAACAAGAUGAUGGAUGAGAGCAAGAAUGAAGACACCGGAUCAUUCAAGCGACAGCAAGGUGGUGGUUUCGAGCAGCGCAUUGCACAGCAGCCGGCAGACGACCUCCGAAAGACUGUGCGCGAUGUCAUCAAGAAUACCGUCAACUGGCCCAGCACAAGCCAAAGCCUCAAGAGCUUUGUUACCGCUGGCUUCAGUCGUGGCUUCCGUUACCUUGGCGAGAAGCUAUCUAAGUAUCGGCAGGGAAGCGACAUCAAGAACAAGGAGAAGGGUUCAUGA